Messenger RNA from Aspergillus tubingensis, 1650 nucleotides. Its product is annotated as amino acid permease. The coding region runs from base 1 to 1650 and encodes 549 amino acids. The transcript is spliced from 5 exons. NCBI's taxonomy places the organism in Eukaryota, Fungi, Ascomycota, Eurotiomycetes, Eurotiales, Aspergillaceae. Gene Ontology annotation, cellular component: membrane. Gene Ontology annotation, molecular function: amino acid transmembrane transporter activity. The record is from RefSeq and is a predicted model, not a curated record. Gene Ontology annotation, biological process: amino acid transmembrane transport.
AUGUCAUUUUCCGACGCCGAAAAGCUGCAACCUGGCAGUACGUCGAGACCAGUCCCUCCAGCUGGUCCUAUGGAUGGAGAGUUAGAGGAUAUUAGACCGAAUCGACUGGCUCGAAAAUUGUCCCCUAGACAAGUUCAGAUGAUUGCCAUUGGGGGUACUAUAGGAACAGGGCUAUACUUGGGAACAGGCGAGGCGCUCGCAACUGGAGGACCCGCGUCGACACUGUUGGCAUAUACUAUCUGCGGUGGCAUUGUUUUCCUUACCAUGCUCUCUUUGGGAGAGAUGGUAGCAUUUAUGCCUGUUGCAGGCUCGUUUUGCACCUUCUCAGGGCGUUUCGUCGAUGAUGCACUUGGAUUCGCCUUAACGUGGAAUUACUGGGCAAAUGACGCUGUCUCCACAGCUUCAGACAUUAUAGCAUUGCAAGUCUUGCUGGAAUAUUGGACGAAGCAUUUUCCUGGCUGGGGUUUAAGUCUCAUUUGCCUUGCGCUCGUUCUGACCCUGAAUAUCUGCUCAGUCAGGGUCUUUGGAGAGAUCGAAUACUGGCUGUCAUUACUGAAAGUCCUGACCAUCAUUGUCUUCAUCAUUGUCGGGAUUGCUGUGAACUGUGGCGCUAAUACUGACCAAACAUACCUGGGCGCUAAAUACUUCUACACCGGGGACGCGCCCUUUGUCGGGGGGAUUGGAGGCUUCGCUUCCGUUUUUGUGACAGCUUCCUUCGCUUAUGGCGGAACCGAAAAUGUGGCCGUUACAGCUGGCGAGACACGGAAUCCAUCUCAGACCUAUCCUCGUGUCAUCCGCAAUGUCUUCUGGCGCAUUCUUCUCUUCUACGUGGUAUCUAUCAUCAUCAUCGGUCUCGAUAUUCCUUACAACUAUCCUGGUUUAUCGACAGAGAGUGCUUCAACCAGCCCUUUCACUAUUGUCUUCAACAAAGCCGGCAGUACCGUGGCGGGCAGCUUUAUAAAUGCUGUAAUCAUGACCAGUGCAAUAUCUGCUGCCAAUCACGCCCUCUUCGCCGGCGCACGCCUUCUCUACACCCUUGCCAUUACCGGUCAUACUCCCGGUGGUCGUUUCUUGGGCCACCUUAACCGAUUCAAUGUCCCAUGGGUGUCAGUCCUUUCGACCGCAGCCAUCAGUGCCCUCUGCUUCGGGGCAAGUAAGAUUGGUGCCGGUCAGGUCUGGUCGUGGCUGCAGAAUCUGGUGGGGGUGUCAAACCAGAUAUCCUGGUUCUUCAUCUGCCUGACUUCGCUGCGUUUCCGGUCCGCCGUCCGACAUCAGAGCCUCGAACACCUGCUACCUUUCAGAAAUUUCACGUAUCCGUGGGGCCCGGCGCUCGCUGCCGGGUUGAAUCUCUUUCUGGUACUCAUACAGGGCUGGAAAUCCUUUAGCCCAAGAUUCGAUGCCGCUGGGUUCGUAUCAUACUAUAUUGAGCUCCCAAUCAUGGGCUCCCUAUUCUUGAUUUGGAAGCUUUACAAGAGAACCAAGCUUGUUCCUCUUGGUGAGAUUGACUUGGAAACGGACCGAUACCAGCGGGAAGAUAAUGUUGAUGAUCGCGGCUUGCAUGUCUCCGAGGGAUGUCCGAACAAUGUUCGGCUAAGGUGUGUAACAUGGUUGUUAGCUUUCCUCAAAGGAGUCAGACGCUGGAUGUUUUGA